GAGGACAAAACAGCUGCCAGCGAGCCCAGAGCAGCAUCCUGCAUCUCUGCAGAGCCUUUUGCUUAGGAACAUUGAGGAAACAGAAACCAAACAAAAUAUGUUCUUCAGAUUCUGGUGGCUUUUGUGGAUACUUGAACACCAUGAGUUUUUAGCAGAAAAUCUCAGGGAAGAAAAAAGAUAUGGAUUGAGAAGACCAAAACCUAAACACAUUCUGUCAAAUACUGUAGAAAAAUAUCCCAGCCCAAGUGAUCAAGAUGAAGACUGCAUUCUGGAAAUUGCUUUUUUACUGGACAGCUCCGAAAGUGCUAAGGACUAUAAUCAUGAACAGCAGAAAAAAUUUGUACUGGAAACAGUAGACAGAAUGAAAACUCUGCAGCUUAGUUCUGGACGUACCCUUAGCUGGAGGAUGGCCUUACUUCAGUACAGCAGCACUGUUUACAUAGAGCAAACUUUCCAUGACUGGAAAGGUCCUGAAGCAUUCAAAACCAAAAUUGCUCCCAUCACCUACAUAGGUCAUGGCACCUACACAACUUAUGCUAUAACUAACCUUACACAACUCUACAUGACUGAAGGGACUCCAAAUAGUGUUAAAGUAGCCUUGCUCUUCACCGAUGGAGUAGACCAUCCAAGAAACCCGGAUAUUUUUGCAGCUACAGCUGAUGCUAAACACCAAGGAAUUGUAUUUUUCACAAUGGGAAUGACCAGAGUGGCUGAGGAGAAUAGCAAUGCUGCCAAGCUCCGGCUCCUGGCCAGCGUCCCAGCAUCCAGGUUCGUUUUCAACCUCCAGGAGAAAGAAACUGUGGAGAAGGUACUCAAAGAAAUGAAAGAUCUGUCUGAGGAAGAGUGUCCCCAGGCUGCCACUUGUAACUGUGAGAAGGGAGAAAGAGGCCUUCCUGGCCCUGCUGGUAAAAAGGGUCGCACUGGGGAUGAUGGAGCUCCAGGACUGAAAGGAGCAAAGGGGGAGCAAGGUCUUAAUGGAAUCCCAGGACGAGAUGGAAUAGAGGGGAAAUCUGGAUAUAAAGGAGAGAAGGGUGAAAGAGGUGAAUGUGGAAUUCCGGGGAUAAAAGGAGACAGAGGUCCUGAAGGUCCCGUAGGCCCCAGAGGAACAAGAGGGCUACAGGGUCCACAAGGACAAUCUGGAGAUCAAGGGCCUGAAGGCCUACAAGGAUCAAAGGGUGAAAGAGGUCUCCCUGGGCCACCUGGCUUGCCUGGAGAGACUGGAAUAGGACUGCCAGGCCCAAAGGGUGACACCGGUUUGACAGGAAGACCAGGUCCUGUUGGCCCACCAGGAGUUGGUGAGCCAGGACUUAUGGGGCCUCAAGGACCACAAGGUGUUCAAGGAGAAAGAGGUUCACCAGGAGAAGGGCUUCCAGGAGCAAAGGGAGACCGUGGUUUUGAUGGACCAAAAGGCCCUCGUGGACUUCCAGGCAUCAGCAUAAAAGGUGAAAAGGGUGAAUUCGGUCCUCCUGGUUUACCUGGGCCAAUUGGAUUACCUGGAAUCGGAAUUCAAGGAGAGAAGGGAGUGGAGGGCCCAAAAGGACCACCUGGCUCUAGAGGGCUACCAGGACAGGGAGUACCCGGACCAAAGGGUGAACAAGGCUUGCCAGGAGAGACUGGAGUGCCAGGAGAAAGAGGUAUUGGAGAACCUGGUUCUAAGGGUGAGCCAGGCCCUUCAGGACUGGCAGGUCUGCCUGGACUUCCAGGAGAAGACGGAGCCCCUGGACAAAAGGGUGAACCAGGGUUACCUGGUCUCAGAGGUCCUGAGGGUGCUCCAGGGUUUGGAAUACAGGGAGAAAAGGGCGAUCAAGGUCAGAGAGGAACACGUGGAUUAACAGGACCAACUGGACUGCCUGGACCUGCUGGAGCUAAAGGAGAGCCAGGUGCACCAGGACGUCCUGGAAUGCCAGGCCCUCCUGGAAGAGCUGUGCCUGGACCAAAGGGUGACAUUGGGUUACCUGGUCUUGCUGGACCAAUUGGAGAACCAGGUUUUGGGCUUCCUGGGGCAAAGGGUGACCGAGGUCUUCCAGGACUACCUGGGCCCUUUGGGCCAAAAGGAGAUGGUUAUCCUGGCCCACCUGGCUUGCCAGGCCUUCCUGGGAUUCCUGGUGAACAAGGGCCAGAUGGAGUUGGACUACCAGGACCUAAGGGUGAUCCCGGUAGUAGAGGACCAAUUGGUCUCCCAGGUCCCCCAGGAGAAGGCCUGCCAGGACCAAAAGGAACCAUAGGACGACCAGGGCCACCUGGCUCUCUGGGACCUCCUGGUGAAGGUAUUCAAGGAAUUAAGGGGGAACAAGGAAUUCAAGGAAUGCCAGGACCACGAGGCCCCCCUGGAGAAGGGCUUUUGGGACAGAAGGGAGAUCGAGGAGCUCCAGGUGAAAAGGGGAAAAAAGGAGAAAAAGGUGAUUUAGGUGACCCUGGUUUAUCUGGAGAACCUGGCAAAAUUGGACCAAAGGGAGAGCAAGGCCUAACAAGAGAAGAUAUAAUUAAAUUAAUUAAAGAGAUAUGUGGUUGCGGUAUUAAAUGUAAGGAAAUUCCUAUGGAGCUUGUAUUUGUGAUUGACAGCUCUGAGAGUGUGGGACCAGAAAAUUUUGAGAUUAUCAAGGACUUUGUAACGGCUUUAGUAGACAGAGUAACUGUAGGCAGAAAUGCUACCAGAGUUGGCCUUGUGUUAUACAGUUUAGAAGUUCGGCUCGAAUUCGGUCUCAACAAGUAUACAACUCAACAGGACGUUAAGCAAGCAAUUAGAAAAAUGCAGUACAUGGGAGAAGGCACUUACACAGGAACCGCCAUCCGCAAAGCAACCCAGGAGGGAUUUUUUGGUGCUCGCACAGGAGUGCGGAAGGUAGCUAUUGUGCUAACAGAUGGCCAAGCGGACAAGAGAGAAGCUGUAAAACUAGAUAUUGUUGUUCGAGAGGCUCAUGCAGCAAACAUCGAAAUGUAUGCAAUAGGAAUUGUAAAUACUUCAGACCCAACACAGGUUGAGUUUGUGCGUGAACUAAAUCUGAUUGCUUCAGAUCCAGACCGAGAACACAUGUAUCUCAUAGAUGACUUUAAUACCCUUCCAGCUCUGGAGUCCAAAUUAGUCAACCAAUUUUGUGAAGAUGAACAUGGUACCUUAAUAUACAACCGUAAUGGAAAUGGUGCAAGCAUAAGUGGACCAUCUUUCCAUUCAGUAUCUUCAAGUUCUUUACAUUCCAGACUUCAGAACAACAAUGUUAACAGACAGUCACUUUCAGCACAGACACCUGGAGUAUCUACAGUAGAAAGUUCUCUGAGUCUUGGCGACCUUCCUCCACCAUUAGCUCCGACCCAAGUACCUCCUGUGGUAGUAUAUGAAGCCUAUGAAGAGGAACAAGAAGAGGAAGAACAGUCAUCCUCACUAACAGUGGGCACUAGAGAAAGUAUCCUGGACCUCCGGUGCAAGUUAAGGCUGGAUCAAGGGCCGUGCCGUGUUUAUAUCAUAAAAUGGUACUAUGAUAAACAAGCUGAUGCUUGUGCUCAGUUUUGGUACGGUGGCUGCGAUGGAAAUGCAAACCGCUUUGAGAGUGAAGAGGAAUGUAGAGAGGCUUGUGUACUUUUUUCUGGAGGUAGGAAUUUAUCUCUACAUUAA
Antrostomus carolinensis (chuck-will's-widow) is the source of this 3610-nucleotide messenger RNA. Its product is annotated as collagen alpha-1(XXVIII) chain. Gene Ontology annotation, cellular component: extracellular matrix. The record is from RefSeq and is a predicted model, not a curated record. Gene Ontology annotation, molecular function: serine-type endopeptidase inhibitor activity. Lineage: Eukaryota; Metazoa; Chordata; Aves; Caprimulgiformes; Caprimulgidae. The coding region runs from base 98 to 3610 and encodes 1170 amino acids. The transcript has 35 exons.